Molecule: messenger RNA, 2472 nt
Organism: Mesocricetus auratus (golden hamster)
Lineage: Eukaryota; Metazoa; Chordata; Mammalia; Rodentia; Cricetidae
Gene: Ist1
Product: IST1 factor associated with ESCRT-III
Exons: 10
Coding region: 266-1366 (366 amino acids)
Biological process (GO): protein transport
Source: RefSeq, a predicted model, not a curated record
GGUUUCUCUGCAGCUUUGGAACUUAUCGUGGAACGCUCUACAAACAAGGCUGCUCUUGAACUCACAAAUAUUCAUCUGUCUGCCUCCCGAAUACUGGAACUAAAGGCAAGCAACACCACCGCCUGGCUUACAUAAAGUAUUCUUGCAAAUUCUUCCCUGAAAUCUCCAACGAGAUGCCUUUGCCUAUAUCUUGUGUAGAAUGUACUGGAAUGGCUGAAUUGAAGAAUCUUGGUCCUUGACAAUGUUGUAGGAGGAGCAGGACAGCAUGUUGGGCUCCGGCUUCAAAGCUGAGCGCUUACGAGUCAAUUUGAGAUUAGUCAUAAAUCGUCUUAAACUGUUGGAGAAAAAAAAAACGGAACUGGCUCAGAAAGCAAGGAAGGAGAUUGCUGACUAUCUGGCUGCUGGAAAGGAUGAGCGAGCACGAAUCCGUGUGGAGCACAUUAUCCGGGAGGACUACCUUGUGGAGGCCAUGGAGAUCCUGGAGCUGUACUGUGACCUGCUGCUGGCUCGGUUUGGCCUUAUCCAGUCUAUGAAGGAGCUAGAUUCCGGUCUGGCUGAAUCUGUGUCUACACUGAUCUGGGCUGCUCCUCGGCUUCAGUCAGAAGUGGCUGAGUUGAAAAUAGUUGCUGAUCAGCUCUGUGCUAAAUACAGCAAGGAAUAUGGCAAGUUGUGCAGGACCAACCAGAUUGGGACUGUGAAUGAUAGGCUAAUGCACAAACUGAGUGUUGAAGCUCCACCCAAAAUCCUAGUGGAGAGAUACCUGAUUGAAAUUGCCAAGAAUUACAAUGUACCCUAUGAACCUGACUCUGUGGUCAUGGCAGAAGCUCCUACUGGGGUGGAGACAGACCUUAUUGAUGUUGGAUUUACAGAUGAUGUGAAGAAAGGUGGUCCUGGAAGAGGAGGAGGGGGCGGGUUCACAGCCCCUGUUGGUGGACCUGAUGGAACAGUGCCAAUGCCCAUGCCCAUGCCUAUGCCUAUGCCUAUGCCAUCUCCAAAUGCUCCCUUCUCAUAUCCACUGCCAAAGGGACCAUCGGAUUUCAGUGGAUUGCCAGUGGGGACUUACCAGGCCUUCCCUAACAUUCACCCACCUCAGAUACCAGCAACUCCCCCAUCGUAUGAAUCUGUUGAUGACAUUAAUGGUGAUAAAAAUAUUUCUUCUGCACAGAUUGUUGGACCCAAGCCAGAAGCUCCUGCAAAGCCCCCUUCCAGACCGAUGGAUAAUUACAACAACUUUGUACUGCCAGAGUUGCCGUCUGUGCCAGACACACUCCCAACGGCAUCUGCUGGAGCCAGUACCUCUGCAUCAGAGGACAUAGACUUUGAUGAUCUUUCCCGGAGAUUUGAGGAACUGAAAAAGAAAACAUAGGUCUCUUAAAAGCAGGCAACAUCCACAUUCUGGAAGUUGAGACUGUGCGGUUCUUCCUUGUAACAGUGAAUCUCCAUGAAAUUCCGUUUCAUCUGUUAACAUCACUGAGCACUCUUCCUUGGGGCUCUUGCUGCUCUACCGAUUGUGUUGCUUUCCAGUUCUCUAGUGAUACUGAGAGACUAACAGCUGGGGACUCUAGCUGGCUUCUGGUGGCUGUGUUUGCCUGUCUUUCUGUCACAUGGAUCCUAGGUUCUCUCCUGGCCAUUCCAUUCCCCAAGGAGUGAGAAGAGAAGUAUUGUGGGUAGAGUUGCCAAAGAUGGCUGGACCAUGGAAGAGACUACCUUAUGAUAUGUCUCAACCUUGACUUGUAAAUGCACCCUUUUGCAUGGGGGUGAUUGUAGAGAGACUCAAGGCCGCCAUGUGUUUUCUCAAAUGAGUUAGAUGGCUCAGGAAGCCACUGACACGGUUCCUGGAGGCAGGACCCUCUCAUUGACAUACACACUACUCCUUGCUGCAGGGCACUGUUCCACCUGGAUCCAGUUGCAAAGUUUGUUUGGAAAAGUUCUCUCUUAGUUCCACUGGAUUCUCAGGGAGCCCUCUGUGGCCUUUUGCUUUAUUUUGAGUGCUGUGUUUCUCUUUUAGGAAAGAGCAGCACUAUAGAAACUUGUGUUUUCCCAUAGCAUGUUAGGAGAGAAGCAUAGGUCUCUAUCCAAGCCUAGGGUGGGCUUCCAGUUGCCUUAAUAGAAGUACUCAAGUCUCUUGGGUAGAGAUCUGGAAGCCUACAGGAAAGGAGGGGUACAUGUCUUCAUUUGAAAACUUUUAUGAUUAAGGGAAUCUUUACAAACUGAUACCUUAAAUUUUAGUGCCAUGUGCUGUAGCUCACUGCUUUCCUGGGUGGAUGUGAUUCAUUACGGUAACUUAUGUGCUUCUUUGCCCCUAGCCAAGACCACCCUUCCACAAGAGGUUAGCUUUGGGACUGGAAGAUGAGAUUUUUGCUUAUGUAUAUUUCUGUAUAUACCUGUUUCAAGCAACUUCAUUGUUUUUGAUUGAUUUGUCUCUCAUAGCUCAGUAGCUGCUAAUAAAGAUCUCAUGUCCUGCUUUCUCUA